UUCAACAUGGCCUCCUUUUCACCCAACCCCUUCUCUACAAAGAAACGAAAUUAAUCAGAGAUCAUCAAACUCAAAUACUAACCAAAAAGCAAUCGGAGAUGGGGGUGGUGAUGAUCGACGGGACGACGGUGAGGUCGUUCGUGAACGACGAGGAGCAUUUCGUGAAGGGCGUGGACGAGGCGUUCGUGGCGCUGGACCUGAACCAGGACGGCGUGCUGUCGCGGUCGGAGCUGAGGCGCGCGUUCGAGUCGACGCGCCUGGUGGACACGGACUUCGGCGUGGACGUGGCAAUGUCGCCCGAGGAUGUGACGAAGCUGUACGACUCCAUCUUCGCGAGGUUCGACUGCGACAACAGCGGGACGGUGGACCAGAAGGAGUUCAGGGACGAGAUCAGGAACAUACUGCUGGCCAUCGCGGACGGCCUCGGCUCCAACCCUAUUCAGAUGGCGCUCGAGGAGGGCGAUCGGAAUCUCCUCAAGAAGGCCGCCGAUCUCGAGGCCUCCAAGACUGCUAAGCCUAAUUGAAUUCAUCAUCAUCUUUUCAUGUUUUACUUGUGUUGCUCUGUUUUUGUUUCUUUUUUUCAGUUAUUGUGGCAAAUGUGUGUUUGUGUUGUAUGGUUAUGGACCUUAUGGUAGUUAGUUUUCCUUGGAAUUUUAAUGUUUUUGAAUUUCUAAAUGUAUGAAUUGGUGUAAGACUUUAUUCUAUAUCCAAUCGAAUGACUCAAAAUUGAUGAUUA
Molecule: messenger RNA, 736 nt
Organism: Salvia hispanica
Lineage: Eukaryota; Viridiplantae; Streptophyta; Magnoliopsida; Lamiales; Lamiaceae
Molecular function (GO): calcium ion binding
Source: RefSeq, a predicted model, not a curated record